This is a messenger RNA of Plasmopara halstedii, 1002 nucleotides long. RefSeq lists its product as uncharacterized. Lineage: Eukaryota; Oomycota; Peronosporomycetes; Peronosporales; Peronosporaceae. The record is from RefSeq and is a predicted model, not a curated record. The transcript is spliced from 11 exons. The coding region runs from base 1 to 1002 and encodes 333 amino acids.
AUGGAUCAUUUACAUGCAUAUUUUAGAAAUGGGUUAGGUGAACAAAGCUCCGAUCCAGCUACCAUUCGCUUGGAGCGAGCGAUGAAAGCUCAUGCUACCAUUCAGACUAGGACCACUCAACAAAUGGUCAACAAAGCGCAAUUGCCUGUCGACAUCAACCCCAAGGAUUCUUCAAGCGCAGAAAAACACGUUUUACCUAGUUCUGUUUUAUCCCAAUCUUCACCACUAGUUGAAGAUCUAGCGACUCAAUUUCAAAACUUGUGGCAGCAUGAGAUGGAUCAACAGCAACAAAAGGGCAAUAAUAACCAAUACAAUGUGCUAGUGUUAAAAAAGGCGCUUGUGAAGAUCGGUCCUCGCGAGAAAGAUAGUCUACUACUUUAUCUUCUGGAGCAGCAAGGCACGCUACGAACAAAGUGCAGCGAGGUCGCAACACUUGGAGAAGAAGUUGCUGCGCAACUAAUCAAUCAGCAGCAUGAGCUUCAUCGAAAAUUUCGCACAGAGAUCAGCGAACUGAUGAGUCAGCUUCAUGAUGCCUUAUAUUUUAAUCCACAAGUUACCACCCUACAGGCGAAGGUCGAAGAGCUUGAGGAAAGCAUUUGCUAUUACGAAUUACAACUUCGAAUUGCGGUGCAGAAACUGCAGCGUAGUAGGAAACGAGUGAAGGAACUCAAGCACAUGAACGAUUGUAGGACUAAUUCAUUGUCUCAGCGCGCCUUGGCUCGAUUCAAACGACAGCACGCAAUCGUAUGCACGGUCUCGAGUGCGACUUACGGGGGAGCGACAGCAGCCAAAAGCCGAGUCAUCUCGGCGACGACGCUCGCGAGUAACCAAGCGAUGCUAGAACGACUUUUUGGCUCAGAUGAGAUUGCACAAACGCAGGUACUUCAGAAAAAGAAGAUGGAUUUGUACAAAAGCGAAUAUAGGCGCAACGCGCGCAGUCUAGUUGAGAAGCAACUGCAAGCCGGCAUUGAAAGCUACAUCACACGGGCAUCAUCAACUUGA